CCUGCUUUCCUCCAUCUGCCUAUCUGUAUUUCAGUUGUAAUAUUUAUUUACUCUAUAUUCCCUCCUUUUCCCCACUGUUCCCCCGGUCACUAUUUCCCUCUCCGUCUCCCUCCAUUCUCUUUGUGUCUGACAGCCCUAGCCCUAGAGGUCAUACAGAAGCCAUUGUCUCAGCAGCACCCGGUAACCGUUGUGUUGUGCUUUGUUCAGCAGCCGCUCCCAGGCUGGCUGGGAGGUUGCGUUGUUGCACACUUAUUAGUGUCCUGGAGACCAGGGCGUGUCACCUGCCCACCCCCUUCUGUGUUACUAAGGACGCUGCAGCCAUUGGCCUUUUAUAUAUAGAGGAGAAAGGAGCGAACGGCACUAACAGCUCCGUAUCCGAGCACCUAACUCAUCGGAACCAGGAGAUCUACAUCCAAUAACAUGAGGGAGUGCAUUUCAGUCCACGUUGGCCAGGCCGGAGUGCAGAUUGGCAAUGCAUGCUGGGAACUGUACUGCUUGGAACAUGGGAUUCAGCCAGAUGGACAGAUGCCCAGUGACAAAACCAUCGGUGGAGGAGAUGAUUCCUUCAACACCUUCUUCAGUGAGACUGGGGCUGGCAAACAUGUUCCCCGCGCUGUCUUUGUGGACCUGGAACCCACUGUGAUUGAUGAGGUGAGGACAGGAACCUACAGACAACUUUUCCAUCCUGAACAACUCAUCACUGGCAAGGAAGAUGCCGCCAAUAACUAUGCCCGUGGUCAUUACACCAUUGGCAAGGAGAUUAUUGACCUGGUACUGGACAGGAUCCGUAAAUUGGCUGAUCAGUGCACAGGUCUCCAGGGCUUCCUCAUCUUUCACAGUUUUGGUGGUGGCACUGGUUCAGGCUUCACUUCCCUCUUGAUGGAACGACUCUCUGUUGACUAUGGCAAGAAGUCCAAGCUGGAAUUCUCCAUCUAUCCAGCGCCUCAGAUUUCCACAGCUGUUGUUGAACCGUACAACGCUAUACUCACGACCCACACCACUCUGGAGCACUCAGAUUGUGCCUUCAUGGUGGACAAUGAAGCCAUUUAUGACAUCUGCCGAAGAAACCUGGACAUUGAACGCCCAACCUACACUAAUCUAAACCGUCUGAUUGGUCAGAUUGUGUCUUCAAUCACAGCCUCCCUCAGGUUUGAUGGAGCUCUGAAUGUAGACUUGACAGAAUUUCAGACCAACCUGGUGCCCUAUCCCCGUAUCCACUUCCCCCUGGCCACCUAUGCCCCUGUUAUCUCUGCAGAGAAGGCUUACCAUGAGCAGCUCUCUGUAUCUGAGAUCACCAAUGCUUGCUUUGAGCCAGCAAACCAGAUGGUGAAAUGUGACCCCAGGCAUGGUAAAUACAUGGCUUGCUGCCUGCUGUACCGUGGUGAUGUGGUGCCUAAGGAUGUCAAUGCUGCUAUUGCCACCAUUAAGACCAAGCGUACCAUCCAGUUUGUGGACUGGUGCCCUACAGGUUUUAAGGUUGGUAUCAAUUACCAGCCACCAACUGUGGUUCCCGGUGGAGACCUGGCCAAAGUGCAGCGUGCUGUGUGCAUGUUGAGCAACACCACCGCCAUUGCUGAGGCCUGGGCUCGCCUGGACCACAAGUUUGACCUGAUGUAUGCCAAGCGCGCCUUUGUGCACUGGUAUGUGGGGGAGGGUAUGGAGGAGGGAGAGUUCUCUGAGGCCCGGGAGGACAUGGCUGCCCUGGAGAAGGAUUAUGAAGAGGUCGGCACUGACAGCGUGGAAGGGGAAGGAGAAGAAGAGGGAGAAGAAUAUUAAAUGAAUGCUCAAUAAACUUGACAUAAAAUGUAGUUUUUAUGACCAAUAUUUCUGUCAUAUAUUCCCCACAAUUGGCUUAGUCAUCCUGUUAACUUGGACAUAACACAAAAAAAAGAAAUUAAAUGUUUCCACUACACUAUA
Messenger RNA from Pseudophryne corroboree (corroboree frog), 1917 nucleotides. RefSeq names its product tubulin alpha-1A chain-like. Gene Ontology annotation, biological process: microtubule cytoskeleton organization; mitotic cell cycle. The transcript has 4 exons. Gene Ontology annotation, molecular function: GTP binding; structural constituent of cytoskeleton. The coding region runs from base 421 to 1776 and encodes 451 amino acids. NCBI's taxonomy places the organism in Eukaryota, Metazoa, Chordata, Amphibia, Anura, Myobatrachidae. Gene Ontology annotation, cellular component: cytoplasm; microtubule. The record is from RefSeq and is a predicted model, not a curated record.